This is a messenger RNA of Camellia sinensis, 1343 nucleotides long. NCBI's taxonomy places the organism in Eukaryota, Viridiplantae, Streptophyta, Magnoliopsida, Ericales, Theaceae. The record is from RefSeq and is a predicted model, not a curated record.
AACGGACAGAAUAUUUCUCUUACAACUACAACUACAACUAUUCGACGGAGAGCAUAUAAAUUCUGGAUCAAUUAGUGUAAGCAAUGCCCACCACUUUUCCCUUUCUUUCUCUUCAGUUUCUUUUUCUCCACGAUGGCUUCAACCCCAGCAGAAGAAAUAGUACACGACUUUCCAUCCUUCAUUCGAGUUUACAAAGAUGGCAGAGUAGAACGACUCAAAGGCACCGAUACUGUCCCUCCCUCAACCAAUCCCGACACCGGUGUCCAAUCCAAAGACGUCGUAAUCCAUCCAGAGACUGGUUUAUCUGCCAGGCUCUACAUUCCCAACAAACCAGAUCACAAUAAGUUUCCUAUUCUACUCUACUUCCAUGGUGGAGGCUUCGCCAUCGAAACUGCCUUCUCUCCCACAUACCAUAACUACCUCAUUUCACUUGUGGCCGAAGCCAACGUCGUUGUCGUCUCUGUUGAUUACAGAAGAGCCCCUGAGCACCUUCUUCCAAUCCCGUACGAAGAUUCUUGGGCCGCUGUCAAGUGGGUUGACUCCACUGCUAAUGGUGGAGAGGUAUGGCUAAAGGAGUAUGUUGAUUUUGAUCGUGUGUUCUUUGCAGGAGAUAGCGCAGGUGGUAACAUAGUACACAACAUGGGCAUGAGGGUCGGUUCGGAAGGACUGGAUGGAGCUAAGCUUGCUGGGAUGGUUUUAAUCCACCCGUAUUUUGGUGGGAAGGACUUGAUUGGUGGUGAAGAAGCUAACUUGGCUGGAAAAUCGGUUGCUGACAAAUUCUGGGUCUUUGUCAACCCGACGACGAGUGGGUCCGAUGACCCUUUAUUCAACCCCGCUAAGGAUCCAAAACUUUCGAGCCUGGGUUGCAAGAAGGUGUUGGUCUGUGUAGCUGAGAAAGAUUUGAUGAGGGAUAGGAAUUGGUACUACAAGGAGGCGUUGGAGAAGAGUGGGUGGGGAGGAGUGGUGGAGGCUGUGGAGGCUAAAGGGGAGGGCCAUGUGUUCCAUUUGUUUAACCCCAGUUGUCACAAUGCUUUGGCUAUGCUCAAACGAGUGGCUUCCUUCAUGAAUGAGAGCAAAGUCUAGUGAUUGUGUAAUGUUGUGAACUUACUCCUGUAGUUAUCUUUUUCAUAAGAAUAUGUCUAACUAUACACAGAAUCAAAUAUAGAGUGAGAUACAAAAAAUUUUAUAAAGAGUGCGUCCUAUAUGUGAGUCUCGUUUUUUAUAAGAUAUUUGUAUCAAAUUCUGUAUUUAGUCUCUAUAUUCACAGUAUUACUCGUUUUUUAAUGUAAUUCUCUUGUUUUUUUGCAACAUUUGAUUAAAUAAUGAAUAAAUCAAUUUACAAU